Molecule: messenger RNA, 936 nt
Organism: Saprolegnia parasitica CBS 223.65
Lineage: Eukaryota; Oomycota; Saprolegniomycetes; Saprolegniales; Saprolegniaceae
Exons: 2
Coding region: 1-936 (311 amino acids)
Source: RefSeq, a predicted model, not a curated record
AUGGACAUCUCGUGGUUUGCAGAGUACUUGGUGACGCAAUCCAGCCUCGAGAACGUGCAUCUCACGGGCCUGCCACUUACAACCGAGGCGGCGACGCUUCUCGGUGAUGCACUGCUGUCAUCGUCGACGAUGGCGACGCUCAACGUGCACGAAAUGCCGCCGCUGCUCCGCGCGCUUGGCGCCGUAAGCCGACCCUUAUUUCCACCACAGCUCACUUGCCUCCACCUUACCGCCGUCGACUACCACGCCGCCAACGACAUUACCGCCGUGGCCCUCAAGCUGCAGACGUCGCACGUGCGUACGCUCGACAUACGGACCGUCGCGCUCUGCAACCUCACACGUGCCGUGACCGCACUCGGGAAUGCGCCGACCUUGCAGUCCUUGACACUUCUGCACGGCGUACUCGACGAUUUCGCGCCACUGACGUCGUUGCGUCGCCUGCACUUGUCGUCCAUGCGGCUCUCGCGACGAGCGAUCAUGGCGAUUGCAAGCCUUAUGGUCACAUCCCAAUGCCUCGUGUCCGUCACGUUGGACAACUGCUACCACGAUCCACACGACGACGCGACGAGUCCCUUUCUGGCGCUGACGACGGCGCUGCCGGCGUUCUUUGGUCGCGCCGGGCAAGCGCUGGCCAUGAGCGUGCAGGACGCAGCGGUCGCCGCUGGCUUCACCGCGGCCAUGUACAAGAUCUCAACGACCAAGUCGGCGACGCUGGAAUUGUAUGCAAGCGCGCUGCCGAUGGCGGCGUUACGGGCCUUGGUGAGUGCGAUUGGAUGCGGCACGACGCUGCGACUGGUGGUGCGCACACUGGCGAGCGCCGAGGCGUUGAUGGCCCAUGCGACGCGCCGCCAGCUACAUGCGGCCAAAACGCCCAUGUACGAAUGGCACUUUGGUCGACCCUUGCCCGACAUCAACAACCUGCAAGGCAGCCAGUGA